CCCCCUGAGGCCUCGCCCCUUUCCCUUUCCCAAGAUGGCGGCGCCUGAGACGGCGGAGGCGGGCGAGGAGGGCGCCGUGGACGCGGCCCACGCCGAGGUGCUGCAGCUGUGGCAGGCCGGCCUGGCGCGCCUCGUGAGGGACCCGCUGCUCUGCGACCUCCCCGCGCAGGUGACCCCCGAGGAGAUCGGCUCGCAGGUGGCGCUCGAGUACGGCCAGGCCAUGACGGUGCGCGUGCGCAGAGCCGACGCCCCCGAGGCCCCCAUGCCCGUGGUGGUGGUGCAGAAUGCCAGUGUCCUGGACCUGAAGAAAGCCAUCCAGCGAUUUGUGCAGCUGAAGCAGGAGCGGACAGGGGGCAUCGAGCACAUCAGCUGGAAGUAUGUGUGGCGAACAUACUGCUUAACGUUUGGCGCAGAGAAGCUGACAGACGACAGGAAGAAGCUGAGAGAGUACGGCAUCCGAAACCGAGAUGAAGUCAGCUUCGUGAAAAAGCUCCGGAAAUGAGCAGCCAGGUGCCCAUUUCUGAAAUGGGGAGAGGCCAGUCUUUGAAAGCCACAGCCGUGACCCAGGAGCACUUGAGACUUGCUCUGCUUCUGUCUGGUCAGCGACUGCGUCACCCAAGGGACCACUGCUGCUGGAAGUGGUUUUGGACCCAGGAGGGUAAAGGUGUUUCCUGUGAGGCUGGCAAAGGCAGCUAUGAGUCCAGGUUGGAAGAGAGGGGGCUGUCUGUGAACUGGGCAGAUUUGGGAGCAGCAGCCACACAGCAGCAGGUGCCCACUGGGCCCAGCCAAAGGCUCCCACCCGCUGGAGGCAUCAGCCUUCGCUGGACUUUCAAUAAAGUGCAUGAGCAAAGGGA
Molecule: messenger RNA, 854 nt
Organism: Zootoca vivipara (common lizard)
Lineage: Eukaryota; Metazoa; Chordata; Lepidosauria; Squamata; Lacertidae
Gene: SNRNP25
Product: small nuclear ribonucleoprotein U11/U12 subunit 25
Biological process (GO): mRNA splicing, via spliceosome
Cellular component (GO): U12-type spliceosomal complex
Source: RefSeq, a predicted model, not a curated record